Asparagus officinalis (garden asparagus) is the source of this 1219-nucleotide messenger RNA. RefSeq lists its product as uncharacterized. The coding region runs from base 391 to 1164 and encodes 257 amino acids. The record is from RefSeq and is a predicted model, not a curated record. NCBI's taxonomy places the organism in Eukaryota, Viridiplantae, Streptophyta, Magnoliopsida, Asparagales, Asparagaceae. The transcript has 2 exons.
ACAAGAUUCGAAGUAAGUCCGACUUUUAUUUUUAGCAGCAACAACAGUUCUCUUAUUAUUUAGAAACAGGAAAAAAAACAGUAGAGACGAGAGAAUUACAAUCAGAAUUCAUCCUUGAAUUCAAACUUCACGAAGUUAUUAAAUCAUCAAUCUUACAUAUAUUUAUAAUGCUGCUUGCUAGAAAUAGAUUCCCAAAAUUAAGGGGUGGGGAUAUCCUAGACAAUAUUGUAUUUCAAUUGUCUAUUACAUCCCAUAUUUUAAAUUCCUCCGCCUCCUCCCUCUCUGCUCCUCUAAAACCAACUCUGGGCCACAAUGCAUGUCCCCUUCUCCAGUUCUAAACUUCUCCAUUGCAAGCUAGCUCCUGCCUAACUCUUCAAUUUUGAAACCACAAUGGCCUCUAGAAGGCAGCUGUUUGAGUUGCUAGAAGAGAAGCAAGAGCCUUUCUUACUGCGUACUUACCUAUUAGAGCAUGGGUGCUCAACUAGUAAGAGCCUUCAAAGGCUCAGCAGUCGAAGGUUCAGGAGAAAAAUGGCUGCUUUUAAUUGUCUGAGGUCAAUAUUGACCAAGUUUGUUCAUGGCCAGCCAUCCAGCAAAGCUCCGAAUUGGGAUAACAAGACCACGGAGGGUGGCAGACUUAGUAGUGUUUUGAGUUGCUUUUCUGGCAUCAGCUCAAGACAUUUGGGUGGAGAUCGCCAAUGGAGAUGCAUGGAGAUAGAGGACUCUAAGCAGCUCAGCCCUGUAUCAGUGCUAGGAUUCCCUGGCCACAGAUCCGAAGAAGAGAAUGAAUCAACAAUGUCGAGUUUCGACUCCCCGGGACAAAUGCCUGAAGCCUCUAACUCUUCACAUUGCUUCAAGAAUCAGGAAGAGAAGCUCCUGAUGGAUUGUGCAAGAGAGGCAGGAGCAAAAGUUCAUUACAAGCAUGGACAUUUGAGCUCUGAUAUCAGAGAAAAAGACAUACAUGAGAAGAUUCUCGCAUGGCAGAGGAUACAAGGAGGCAUGAGUAGCUUGUUAAAAUUGUUAGGUUCAGAUAUUUCAGAGUUAAGGAAUGAGUGGAGCCAGUUCAGAGCUGAGGUUUCAGUGGUAGGAGUUCAGAUGGAAGCGUCCAUAUUUGAAGAGAUCGUAGAUGAAACUGUCUUAGAGAUUUUGGGCAUUCAUUGCAUAUAAACAUAGUUUUGAAUUCAGCUUCUCACUGAAUCAAAUGAUCAGUUUAUUUUUUCUA